UCCAUCUUUAUCCUUGUUGCUGUAGCUGGGUCGGUCUAUUCAGGUAUCCAGCCGCCUGUGAUGGUAAUCAACCCACGUGCCCUGGUACUAUUUACAGAGUUAGAGACUGUGGACCUUCCAUGCAAGGCCAGUGGAGAACCACAACCUACGUACAUCUGGAAAAAGGACAAACGGGACUUCAACGUGGCUGGCAGUGAUGACCUUAUCUCCACAGUAGAAAACGAGGGAACACUUGUCUUCAAGCAACCCAAAAAGAAGGAUGCCGGCACGUAUCAAUGUUUUGCAAACAACUCUUAUGGGGUGGCCAUGUCAGGCAUCGUUGAGCUACGUCUUGCCUUCCUGCAGCCGUACACCAAUCAGGAACCAGAGACCAUCACUGUAUCACCAGGGUCAUGUCUCGUCCUCCCUUGUAACAAGCCAAUCAGUUACCCUGAGGCCAAAUUCACAUGGCUAUUGAAAUACAGUGAUGGCGAUUAAAGGUCCUUGACUUCACUGA
Molecule: messenger RNA, 496 nt
Organism: Octopus sinensis (East Asian common octopus)
Lineage: Eukaryota; Metazoa; Mollusca; Cephalopoda; Octopoda; Octopodidae
Product: contactin-2-like
Exons: 3
Coding region: 61-477 (138 amino acids)
Biological process (GO): dendrite self-avoidance; homophilic cell-cell adhesion; axon guidance
Cellular component (GO): plasma membrane; axon
Molecular function (GO): cell-cell adhesion mediator activity
Source: RefSeq, a predicted model, not a curated record